GUCUGAUGUCUAUUUUCUCAGGAGGGGCGGGUGUGCGGCGCAUGGUCCUUUGCGGCGCGGGGCGGAGCUGGGUCGGAGCUGGGCCGGCGCGGGGCGCGGCGCGCGCUUACCGCGUCUCGCCUAGCCUUCGAAUUACGGACGCGCAGGCCGACUCGUUUGGCAAGCUCGUGAAGUCCGCGAUUGUGGCGAAGAACAUAAAGGAGAUCGAGGAGAUUUCGAACCAAUACUACGACGAGGUCGACGAGGUGGAGAAGGUGAGGAUGGACGCGCUGAGAGGGAAGCAGACGAGGCUGAGGGAGAGCCUGCAGGCGGAGGCGGAGAGCAUGCAGAACGCGAGAGAGAUUCGGCGCGUGAAGGUGAGAGACGGGUUGAGGAGGAGUCGAGAGAACUUCGAGAUUGCCAACGCGCGCAAGCAGAGGCCGUGUUUUUCGGAGAGGGCUCGAGCGAAGGCGUACGAACUGUACAAAGAGAACAAGGAGUAUUGGAACGCGAGUCGUUUGGCGAACUUGUUUCGAGUGAACAUUGCCAGAAUGAGGAUUUCGCUGUGGGUUAGCUCUAUAGAGGAGCAGGCGGAGGCGGAGGGGGCGAAGCUGGACGACACGGUUGAGUCGUUGUUGGCGGAGAAGUAUGGGGAGCUCGAUUUUCCUGGAGACAUUGCCGAGGUGCCUGAGAGGAUUCCGUACAAGAAGAGGCGCGACUUGUAUUUUUUCUUUGACGACGAGGUCAAGCUUCAGGAGUUGAUGAAGGUGCUGAGGACGAGGGACAUGAACCAUUACAGGGAGUCGCCGAGGGUGCCGAAGAGGUCGAUUCCGCCGAUAGUCAAGGUGGUGCCUCCCCAGCUGGAGUCGGUGAGGUCGACGACGGCGCCGAACAAGUUCGGGUCGGCGUGGCUGAUGUGGGACAUUUCGCCCACGAAGGACAUGUACAACAGGAGGAUCGUGGUGAGGGAGCGAGAUGGGUCGUACAGGACUGGAAAUUGGCAGGAGCGCCGGUACGUGGAGGACUAUCGCCGGUACAUAAAGUGGCCGGUGAGGGUGCCGUUCGUGAGGCCGGACGAGACGCAGCCGGACCGGGUGCCGAGGGAGGCGAGGAUACCGGAGGGGUAUAAGGUGGUUUUCGAUUGAGAGAGGAAGCAGAUUAAAAAAAAAAAAAG
Schistocerca gregaria is the source of this 1153-nucleotide messenger RNA. RefSeq lists its product as uncharacterized. NCBI's taxonomy places the organism in Eukaryota, Metazoa, Arthropoda, Insecta, Orthoptera, Acrididae. The coding region runs from base 6 to 1124 and encodes 372 amino acids. The transcript is spliced from 2 exons. The record is from RefSeq and is a predicted model, not a curated record.